CAGCGACGGUUAUUUAUUUGAAAUUUGAAUUUGUGGUGUUUGUUAAUUGUGUGGCUCGCAGUGCUAGACGUUAAAAUGACUUGUGCUUAAAAACAUUGUUUUGAAUUAUUCACCUUUUUUUCAGGUUUAAUAUGGAGAACGGAUUUGAUUUAAACGCGUUGUUGACUAAUCAUGAACAUCUCCAUAAAGUCAAACCACAACAAUUUACAAGUGUAUCCAAUGGCGUUAAAAAACGUCUUGAGAACACUAUAAAGCGCAGACAUAGCUGUCGACUCACUAUUUUUGACAAACUCCGAAAUUUACCUCAAAAUAGUCCAGUACCAAAAUUAACUAAAGAAGAGAAACGUAAACAAAAAGCUGAAGAGAGAAGGUUGCAACUGGAGAAAUGGAAACAAGAAAAAGAGAAAAAGAAAAAGCAUGCUGCUGCUAUUAAAAAAAGGCCAUUUCUUGUAGGUGCUGUAAGGCCUGCACCUCAGUUGGAGGAGUUACCAAAAAUAAUGCCUAGCACAUCGGGUAGAGUUACAAGAUCACAAGUAAAGAAAACAUCAUCUAUGGCACCAACCAAAACAAGAAAAUCAUUUGCACCUGAGAAUGCAUCUUUUUGCCCUCCAAUAAUCAAAGGAAUGGAAGAAAUACCUGUCCUUAUUUUGCCAUCUUCCCGUAAAGCAAAAAUAACAAUGGUUAGUUUUGAACCAGUUAUAUCAGAAAUCAAAUCAAAAAAUUCAUCAUUUGUUAAAUCAAACAAAGUCAAGGUUGUUAACAAAGAAAAUAAAAAGAUAGACUUAUUUGAAACGGUAGAAAAUAAGAAAAUUUUUAAAGUUGGAGAGAAGGGUAGGAAUAAGAAGAAUCAAAAAGCAAUAACAGUUGAGACCUCACAAUCUGAUGAAAGUGAGUCUGAGAAACUUAGAACCAGAAUUGGCAAAAACUUAAAUAACUCAAAAAAAAAUAAAAGACAUACUCCUGUCAAGAACUCUAUAAAUGAAAAACACUUUAUAGAUGAACCUAAAUGUUCUAAAGCUAAAGAAAAUAAAGAAAAGUCUGACAAUCUCCUAAAAAAGCAGAUAUUACCUGAUCAUAGUAUCUCUGAAGAAACAACAGAAAAUAUUAAACUUUCUCACAAAAACGAUAAUGGAAAGAGAGGUAAGCUGAGUGCUAUAACGAUCAGUAGUUCAGAAGAGAGUACCCCCAUUGAAAAAAGAAACACAAGAAAAUCUGUACAAAGAGCGAAAAAUACCAAAUCUAUAGAAUUAGAUUUAAUAGAAAUUAAGGAUGUUCCUAUACCUUAUAUUUAUUUAGAUAGCACAGACUCUUCACCCAGUAAGUCAUCAAUAGUGACGGCCAGAAAAUCAAAAUCAUUGCCUACUACUGAUAUAGGGUCAAAGACCCCUGUGAAACCUAUCCCAAAUAGCGAAUCUAGUUCUGAGGAUAGGUUGCGGUCUCCUCCAGAAAUUCCAUUGACCCCAGAACAGAUUUCAGAGGUAGCAAACCUAAACAGUCCUUGUAUCACAACUUCACGAGGGAAAGAUAAUGCAAGGCGGGAAAUGCAAAAGAAACUUAAAGAAGGUCUUCUCGCUGAACAUAUUGAAUCUAUGGACACUGUCAACCAUUUCCAUCGUCAGUUGAAUAUGGAAACAAAUCGGCUGACAGAGAUGGCUGACCACUGGGAAAAUAUAAUGGAACAGAAUACGCUACCUGAUUUUGUUCAGGAGGCAAUACUCGCAGCGGUAGGACAGGCCCGACUACUGAUGUCCCAGAAGUUCCAGCAGUUUGCUGGUCUCGUGGAUAGCUGUGACGCUGCUGAUCCGUCCCAACCGCUGGUGACUCCGGUUGAUCUGCAGGGCUUUUGGGAUAUGGUGUAUAUGCAAGUGGAAAAUCUAGACGUUCGUUUCGCGAAGUUAGGGGAGAUGCAGGCUCGCGGUUGGGCGCCGGAUAAGAAGCCUCAAGAGAAGAGGCGAAAAGCACCUCCACCGAAAGCAGCCAAACCUGUCACAACCAGCCGCAUUAAGGAUAUGAUUGCCGCUGCUCGUAAGGCAAAAAAGCAGCAAGAAGCUCCAGAGAGUAGCAAGACCUUCGAGGCGGGGUUCUUCAGCGUGCACUCUCCUAUCCGAAGUCCGGCACCGACCACUCCGAACAAACCCACCACUCUCCUAAAAGCCGUCCUCUCCAGCGAGGCGAAGAAGGCGUCUGCUUCUAAGAAUGCCGCUUCUUUCGCCAUGCUGCGAGCGUCAAUGAUUGGAAAGAACAUAGAACCGGAAUAUGAUUCCAGUAGUUUGAAUUUAAUACAAUUCACACCCAUAAACCUAAAAGCGACCCCCGGCCGCAGCAUUCUCAAGUCAGGGGCCAAAAACUCCCGCAAAUCCCUUAAAAUGGUCCUCUUCGAUAGUCCCGACACCAACCCUCUAGAUUCUUCUCUGGAUAAAGACAUCAGCGGCAUCCAAAGACUUGAAAGUGAAGACUCACCAAACUCAGAACUGGAAAACCCUCAAGAAGUGAAAAAUCAAGAUAAAAAAACGACCAAAGACAAAGAAGAUGAAAAAGAGGAUACGGAAGAGUCUACGGCAAAGGAGAACAUAGACCAGUUUAUGGAAAAGGAAAAUGACGCGCCUACGGAUGCUGAAACUAAAAAGAGCAAAAAAGGGCGGGGUCCUAGAAUCGUACGGCAGGACGCCGUCGAUUUCAGCCCGGUCAAGACCCGAAGCGGAAGAAAAUCUGAAAUUUCCAGAAAGGAAGUACUUCAAGAAGCAAACGGGAACACGCCGAGACGAUCCUUAAGGAGAAGAUCCAUGAUGGCUGAUAAGUUAUCCUGAAGCAUCUUUGGAACAUCUCCAAAUCUUUCAUUUCUGCUGCUGUGCUUUUUAAUGUUGUUCCUUUUAUUACUUAUUUUGAGCAAAAAUCUGGGACAUUAGUUAAAAUAGAUUGUUAAGUCAGAAUAACCAUUAAUAAUGUUUAGUUUUUAUUUGUUUUUACUAAUGAAUAGUGAAUCUCCAUAUUAUGCGAAAACUACUGAUUAUUUUUUACUAAGCUUUAAAUAUUAAACUAUGUACGUAAUUGGCAUACAUAAAUCUUUCUCUAAAAAGCAAAUCUUAGAAUUUCUUUCUUGCCUUUAUAAUGCCGUCAUCUUUCAUCUCAUUAUUAUUAAUUAUGAAAUUUUUGAUACGGACUAAUAUUUAUUAAACAAGUAUUUCUAUAUUUAUAACACGAAUAAACUCCAACCAAUUAAAGUUAUCUGAAAUAUGUUAUUAAUAUUCUGGAAAUAAAUAUGCCCGUAUUGUAUGGAUGCUGGAAUUAUGUAAUCAUUGGUUUGAAAUAUGUAAAUAAAGAUUUUCUAUUGUUUUUUUUAUUAAGAUUAUUUUGCUCGAACAGCUUUUUUUAUUUAAAAAGUAUUGACAGAUUUAUGUUCGUUUUCUUUAUAUUCUUUUGUCAUCAAGUUAUGAUUGUAAUAGAAAUUGUACUAGCUUUAAAAAAAUUAUUCAAUUAGUGCCUAAUACCUAGUAUGUAGUGGAUUUGUCACGUUUUAAUGUUUUUAAAUAAAUAAAAAAUUAUUUAAAUUUGGCUUUUGUU
Pieris rapae (cabbage white) is the source of this 3561-nucleotide messenger RNA. It is a transcript of the gene mars, whose product is annotated as disks large-associated protein 5. Bases 132 to 2807 code for a protein of 891 amino acids. The transcript is spliced from 9 exons. Gene Ontology annotation, biological process: signaling. NCBI's taxonomy places the organism in Eukaryota, Metazoa, Arthropoda, Insecta, Lepidoptera, Pieridae. The record is from RefSeq and is a predicted model, not a curated record.